Messenger RNA from Aspergillus eucalypticola CBS 122712, 508 nucleotides. RefSeq lists its product as uncharacterized. The record is from RefSeq and is a predicted model, not a curated record. NCBI's taxonomy places the organism in Eukaryota, Fungi, Ascomycota, Eurotiomycetes, Eurotiales, Aspergillaceae. The coding region runs from base 173 to 508 and encodes 111 amino acids. The transcript is spliced from 2 exons.
GCGAAGGCCAACUUGGCCUUAUAACAGGUAUCGCUCCUCAUCGAAAGAAUAUAAAGAGCUCUUAAAUCCCGUUCAAGGGAGAACAAAAGCAUUACAAGCAGUGGCCCCCCCCCUUCUACAAAAGCUCAACCAACAUUGAAAGUUGGUUCAUUCUUAGCAAGGGACAAUCUUAAUGGCAGCCCCUCGCCCUGCAAAGUAUAUGAAUGUUCCCAAGGCGGACCUCUCCACUAUCCAGUUUAUCAAUCUUCUUGAUAAGGAUGGAUCAGAGUUGAAGAAACUUAUCACAGCCUGUAAGAAAGAUGGCUUCUCCUACCUCAAUCUUCAACAUGGCGGUUCCGAAAAGUUUUGGACUGACUUGUACAAGAUUGAUACUAUCACCAAGCAGUGGUUUUCUCAGUCUGAGUAUGUCAAGCUGAAGACCCCUACUGUGUCUCUAUCGCAUGGUUCAAAGCCAUUGGAAACUAGUCUGGAGCUGUCCAGUCACACAAAGAUGGCUUUGAGGCACUAA